UGUUGCAAUACUGUCCUACGAACGAAACGAAAGUGCUUGUGAUGAGCAAAGACGAAUAAAAAGUGUCGAUAGGUCAAUAUUCUGCAGAAAUUAGCCAGAAUCUUCAGGUAUCUACAAAAUAUAUUAAAUAACCACCCUCGCAUGUGAGGGUACUAUGUGGUGGUGCUGUUCUUCUUCCGCUAGUUCAGGACCGAUGGCUGCGAUACGCAAAAAAUUAGUGAUUGUUGGUGAUGGUGCAUGCGGUAAAACAUGCCUGUUAAUUGUAUUUAGCAAAGAUCAGUUCCCGGAAGUGUAUGUGCCGACAGUGUUCGAAAACUACGUUGCCGACAUCGAGGUUGACGGCAAACAGGUGGAAUUAGCCUUAUGGGAUACAGCCGGUCAGGAAGAUUACGAUCGACUGAGGCCACUCUCGUACCCCGACACCGAUGUGAUCCUCAUGUGCUUCUCGGUGGACUCGCCGGACUCGCUCGAGAACAUCCCGGAGAAGUGGACACCCGAGGUGAAACACUUCUGCCCUAAUGUGCCUAUAAUCCUGGUGGGUAACAAGAAGGAUCUGCGUAACGACCCGGCCACUAUCAACGAGCUGCGCAAGAUGAAGCAGGAGCCUGUGAAGCCUCAGGAAGGUCGUGCUAUGGCUGAGAAGAUCAAUGCCUUCGCAUACCUCGAGUGCUCUGCUAAAAGCAAGGAGGGUGUGCGCGAAGUGUUCGAGACGGCCACCCGUGCCGCGUUACAAGUCAAGAAGAAGAAGAAGACUAGGUGUUCUCUGCUGUAAUUGUGCUGUUGUCGGAAGAACUCUGAUUUAUGAAUGGUUCGCAUACUGCCUGAUAACUUACGUUUGAUACGACUCGAACUCUGCAGCAGUCGCGACGUCGGCCACACAGUGCUUCCUUCCGAUACUGAAAGCUGACGCGAUGUCGCGGCCCGCGUAGCACGCACACCCACUCAGUAUUCGUGUGGCUAUACUUUCACAAUUGGUACUUGUAUAUUUUAUAGAAUAUCUAUAAAGAGUAAGCGUAAUUAAUUGCCUUAACAAAUGUAGUCGGGGCGAACAUGGUUCCUCGUCUUGUUGGAUCCACUGGAAUUUUUCAUGCUAUACUGUCCUGUUAUAUAAUCAAGUAGCAUUUCUUCAACAUAGAUUCCUGGACCGUUGUCGUCUCAGCGAGACUUUAUUUGUUUAGUUUGGUAUUUUGUAUUUUAAUUUUUUUCAAUAAAAUAGUUAUGUAUAAAUUA
Molecule: messenger RNA, 1230 nt
Organism: Danaus plexippus (monarch butterfly)
Lineage: Eukaryota; Metazoa; Arthropoda; Insecta; Lepidoptera; Nymphalidae
Gene: Rho1
Product: ras-like GTP-binding protein Rho1
Exons: 2
Coding region: 155-772 (205 amino acids)
Biological process (GO): small GTPase-mediated signal transduction; cell migration
Molecular function (GO): GTPase activity; GTP binding
Source: RefSeq, a predicted model, not a curated record